GUGGUCUGGACAAGGCCUUGCCUCUCUGAAUGGUGAAGACUGGAUUUGAAGUCAUUGCCCUCCCUCUCCGCCUGCUCUCUCCAGAGUUGUGCUCCACAGAGCAGCCAGGAGUAGAGAGGUGCCUCACCCAGAGAUCAGGCCAUGUUUCGGCUGUCCCAAACCUGUUUCCUUCUCCUGCUGCUGCACGUCGUGGCCUCCGAGGUCUUCGUGAACAGUGACGAUGCUAACCAGGUUCUGAACCGGCGGCGGCGGGCCAACAGCCCAUUUGAGGAGUGGCGGCAGGGAGACAUGGAGAGAGAGUGUAUCGAGGAACGCUGUGACAGAGAGGAGGCUAGGGAGAUCUUUGAGGACGACAAACUGACUACUGAAUUCUGGAACACAUAUUACGAUGGAGAUGCCUGUGUUUCUAAGCCAUGUGUCCACAAUGGCGUCUGCAAGGACGGGAUUGGGAUGUACACCUGCUUCUGUCUCGCUGGAUUCCAGGGGUACAACUGUGAGAUUGCCAUUCCUGAGCUGUGUGAGAAUAAGAAUGGCGACUGCGAUCACUUCUGCCAAGUGAAGAAGGACAGUGUGCAAUGCUCCUGUGCUGAUGGCUACUAUCUGGACACAGACGACAAGUCCUGCCUUUCCAACGAGGCCUUUAAGUGUGGCUUUGUGGUAUCCAAGAACACCCGUAGCAUCUUCAUCUACCAGCCUAACACCACUGCCACCAACACCACUGAAAAGAACAACAUGAUGGAGGACCCUAUCAGGGAAACGGCCUGGAACGUAACCCAACAGAGAGAAAUCCAAUUUGCAUUUGAGGAUGACGUUAUCGAAAUGGUGAAGGAGAAGCCAGUCUUUGCCGAGGCGAGAGGCAACACCCGUAUUGUCAAUGGGGAGGAGUGUCCUCCUGGAGAAUGUCCCUGGCAGGCUUUCCUGGUAAACCACGAGGACAGGGGCUUCUGUGGAGGAACCAUCCUGAAUAAGUACUUCAUCUUAACGGCAGCACAUUGCAUGAACCAGACACGCUCCUUUUACGUUGUCCUUGGAGAGUUUGACACGGAGGUGAAGGAUGGGCGGGAGGCCAUCCACCAGGUGGAACAGGUGUUCAUCCACAGGUCCUACAUCUCCACCACCUAUCACAACGACAUCUCCCUCGUCAUGCUGAAGGACCCUAUCAAGUUCACCCAGUUCAUCCUCCCUGCCUGCCUGCCCGAACGAGACUUUGCAGAGAAGGUGUUGAUGAAACAGCAUGACGGGCUGGUGAGUGGGUUCGGCCGUGUGGGGGAGGCCAAGCAGCCGUCCACCAUCCUGCUGCGUCUGACCGUGCCCUACGUACCCCGGGCCACCUGCCUUCAGUCCAGCCAGCACAAGAUCUCCAACCGCAUGUUCUGCGCCGGCUACGAUAAGGAGAAGAAGGACGCAUGCCAGGGAGACAGCGGAGGACCCCACGUCACCCGUUACAGAGACACUUGGUUCGUGACGGGCGUGGUGAGCUGGGGCGAAGGGUGCGCCCGUGAGGGCAAGUACGGCAUCUACACGCAGGUGUCCAAGUACAUCGACUGGAUCCGGGCGGUCACGGGGAAGUUUCUCCCCAAGGAGGGAGGGAAGAGGAAGACGAGGGGGGCAGUGUUCAGGCCCCAUGUGCACGCCAGCACGGUCUUCCUACGGUCGAAGAGAGCGAAUGCGUUCUUCUUGGAGGAGAUGCUUCAGGGGAACCUGGAGAGAGAGUGUUAUGAGGAGACCUGCAACUACGAGGAGGCCAGGGAGUACUUUGAAGACACACCCAAAACUGACACUUUCUGGAAUGUCUACGUAGAUGGGGACCAGUGCAAACCCAAUCCCUGUCUCCAUGGCGGCAGCUGCAAGGACAGCAUUGGAGGUUUCACCUGUAGCUGCACAGAGCUGUACCACGGGAAGAACUGUGAAAUAGAUGGCUCUCAGUGCCCCACCAAGGGGCCCUUCUCCUGUGACCACUUCUGCAGUCCCAACUUUGGAGCAUACCAGUGCUCCUGCACCACGGGGUACAAGAUUCACAGUGAUAAGAGGAGCUGCAUACCUGCAGUUAAGCACCCCUGUGGAAGACUCCAGCCAACAAACCAAAUCAACACAGCCUAUCACGUCUGUCCACACAACCGCUGUCCAUGGCAAGUGGUGUUUGUGGAUGAGGCUGGUGCAGAGCUGUGUAGCGGGGUGAUCCUGGGGCCUCAGGCGGUCCUGACCUCAGCUAGCUGCCUGUACAUGGGAAAGAAAGUCCACAGCAUGCAGACAGGUGCCUCAAAUAAUAGUGUGAGGAUCCCUCUAUCGACCCAACUGUACGUUCACAACCGCCACGAGAGAGGCAGUCUGGAGGACGACCUGGCCUUGGUGAGACUGAAUGAGCCCCUUCCCUUCGGCACCUCUGUCUCCCACCUGUGCCUGCCCACUAAGGAUUUCAGUGAGAACGUGUUGAUGAGUCCAGGUAGGGAGGGGGUGGCCACGGGUCCGGAUAAGUUCCGGGGACAAUCCCACGGCCCCCCUGUUCUCUCCUACCUGCAUGCGGAGGGCUGUCGGAACCAGGUGAACGUCUCCCAGCCCCUCACCAACAAGAUGUUCUGUAUGGGGAGCCAGAAGGGCUUCUGUGGGACUGAGUUGACUAGGUUUAAUGAGACAGACCUCAAACCAGGACUAAUGAGGAACUGCAGCCUUUUGUCCGGGACCCCCGUUGUGACUGUGGAGAGGGGUACAGCGUUCCUAACAGGCUUGCACCUUUCGCCACCCACGUCGCAUGGCUGUGGACAAACCCUGUUGUUCACCAAGUUGUCUCGCUACUUGCAAUGGAUCCAGCAGCGCCUGGAGAUGACAGAGAUGAGGAUGACACCACAAAUGACCCAUGACCCACCUGGACCUUAUGUGUAACCCCAACUAAGGGUUAGCCUGAUCCCUACCUACACUGGACUUACAGCCAACAAGGUUGCGUUCAAGAUUGAAGUUGUUUUUUCCAAGGUUAACAAUGUAAAUGAAAGCGAGUGGUUAUAUUUUAACAUGUACUAUAAUUAUAUAAAUCAUUCAUCUUCCACACUUCCUUAAUAAACAAAAAUGUGGUACAAGGAGUAAAACAACAAAACUUUUAUUCAAAAUGUAAAAAUAUGACAAAAUAAAAUGCAACCUAAAUAAUAA
Molecule: messenger RNA, 3141 nt
Organism: Oncorhynchus gorbuscha (pink salmon)
Lineage: Eukaryota; Metazoa; Chordata; Actinopteri; Salmoniformes; Salmonidae
Product: coagulation factor X-like
Exons: 17
Coding region: 142-2880 (912 amino acids)
Biological process (GO): proteolysis
Cellular component (GO): extracellular region
Molecular function (GO): calcium ion binding; serine-type endopeptidase activity
Source: RefSeq, a predicted model, not a curated record